GGCCACACAGUUCAUUUCGAACCGUUGUGCGAAUUAGGUGAUUCUUAAGUGAAGUGAAACAUCUAAAGAAAACCAUGUCCUUAAAAUAUUUGUAAGGACGGAGAGCAUCACAAUUUUCGAAUUUUGAUUUUGACGUCUAUAAAAUGACUUUCAAACUGUGCAACGUGGAGCUGGUGUCAUACUUUGAAUGACAUGGUCUAGAUAAAAGCUGCAAAAGUUUCAAAAAUGUUGUGGUUUCUGUUAUUAGUGUUGAUACGAACAUGCCUAAUCGAGUCACAUCACCAUCAUGACCACCAUUUUCAUCAGGGAUAUCAAAGUCAAGACGCAACAACACCUUCAUCUCAAGGAAUUAGUUAUGGGCCUUCAAUCAUAUCCCUGACAAAGUACAAUCGGGAUGUUCAUGGCCCCACAAUUUUUAAUCCCGACACUGGUCGUACCAUAAAUCUUGAAGAUUAUCCAAAUUAUUCGGUAGUCGUGCCUUUGGCGUCAGGAAGUCCGACGGCCACAUCGAAUGAAGUCUUCAUUUCUAGGAGAUUAUCAGGUCCAGGGGAGUUUCAUGUCGUGGCACCACCAGGUCAUGGCGUCAUGGCUGUCAUACAAAGCAUGGACCUCCGAACUGCUCCCACUGGGUGCAAUGAUUUUAUUCAGUUUGGGGACGUAGACACUGGGGUCGAGACGGCCGGAACUUGUGGGAAAGUGGAUGGUCGUGACGGCAGUUUUGCACCCUCACUCAUUCAAGGGCCACGAAUAUUUCAAAGCACGUCGGGGAAAAUCAAGAUAUUGUUUUACCACGGGUACAUCUGGGGCCUCGUACGAGACUUCAACUUUGACGUGUUGGAUCCCAGUCGGAAUCCCAUGCUCAGACUAGAAAUUGCAUUCACUGCGUACAAAGAGUGUGAUGACGCCUUAAAUGUGGCAACGCAUUCUCCAUCGUAUUACCAGUACCGCUCGUGUACGAAUAUUCUGGGAAGCAAGUCGUGCAUUCCAGCUCAACUAUUUUGUGACCGAGUGAUUAAUUGUGCAUUUGAAGAAAAGUUCGGUUCAGACGAAUACAUAGCGAAUUGUUUGCCAGUUUUGCUUAAGUUGUUACUCCCACGAGCGAGACAACAAAUCUUUUCGACGACGACUUGGAGACCUACGACGCUGUCCAGUGCGACAAAUCCUGUAACUUUAACUACGACGUUGCCACCAAUCGUCACUUCCGUUUCUACAACUCCAUCCACUACCACCACGACAUCAACAACCACAACCGCACCUUCUACAACUUCCGUCACUACUACAAUAGCGACAACCACUCCCCCUUCAACCACUACCACCACAACCACAAGUACCACAACCACGCCAGAACCAGCACUUCAAAGCGGUAUCGAGCUCUCUAGUACAACAGCAAUACCAAGCAGUGUUCCAUUUACGAUACAACUUCAAAACCACCUUUUCGAUAUUUCUCCUCCCGUAAUUACCGUCACUCAUCGCACCACACCUCCAACACCUACUCCCACAACAACCACAACUUCUACAACAACUCUAGCCCCUACCCCAGCUGUAGAGUUUACAAGUACAGAGUUUCAUACUGUCAGACUACCACCUGAGUUUGAAGAAACCGUAAAUUAUCACGAUAUUUCAAUAGGAAACAAUUUGACACUUCUUAGCCAACAAACUCCUGAAGUGUUGGAACCCAACAUGACAUUUACCGGAAUCGACAACACGUUAUCCGUGGAGGAGGAUCAAGGUCAAGUUGAGCAAUUAAAUGCAGACAUUGACGUCAAUGAAGCUGAGCAUCAAAAUAAAGACACACUUCUCAUAAGUCCUGGAUUGUUUGAGGAGGAUGCUAAUGGAUCUACGACUCUGUGGAUUAUUUUCGUCAUCCUCGUUAUGCUCGCAGUCAUCUGCAUUUUACGUCUCUACUGCUGUCGCAAUCGCGUCAUUUGGAUCCCGAACCCGAAAAUGUUGCGAGCACAGAGAAAACGUAGAGAAAUGUCGAUCAACAAUCAAGCCAGAAAUUACCCCGAUGUCCAUCGUAGCAGCACUUUAAAGACAAGUAGCUUGGGAAGAUCAACUGAGACGACGCCACCCUCGUAUGACAUCCUAUUCCCUAAAAAAAGGCUACAUGACGCAGACGUCCUCCCAUAACAAGUAAAAGUGAAGUGAUUGCAAAGGUCUUAUAAAUACGUUUUGUCUUGUGAAAUAAAAAUAAAAGUAAUAAGACAUUGCCCUAAA
Folsomia candida is the source of this 2217-nucleotide messenger RNA. RefSeq lists its product as uncharacterized. Bases 226 to 2130 code for a protein of 634 amino acids. The record is from RefSeq and is a predicted model, not a curated record. The transcript is spliced from 4 exons. Lineage: Eukaryota; Metazoa; Arthropoda; Collembola; Entomobryomorpha; Isotomidae. Gene Ontology annotation, molecular function: protein binding.